Messenger RNA from Sorghum bicolor (sorghum), 2018 nucleotides. RefSeq lists its product as uncharacterized. The transcript has 3 exons. NCBI's taxonomy places the organism in Eukaryota, Viridiplantae, Streptophyta, Magnoliopsida, Poales, Poaceae. Bases 117 to 1484 code for a protein of 455 amino acids. The record is from RefSeq and is a predicted model, not a curated record.
CAUCACCCCGCUCCUCUCCCCGCCCAUCGUCCCUCCCAUGUCCCUCUCCUCCGCCGGCCACCACCCCCUCCCCCUUCAGGCUCGACCAACCCCGAACCCCACUUCCAAUUAGAUAGAUGCAUCACCACCACCACCACCCCGCGGCCGCGCCGGAGUCGGCGGCCCCGGCGACAGACCCUCCGCCGCCCCCGCCGGUGCUCGAUCCGUCCUCCCUCCGCAUCCACAUCCCGUCAAGCCCGCACCACGCGCUGCCGUCCACCCCGCACAAGCGCCCCGUCGUCAUGACCUCGUCCUCCUCCUCGUCCACCCCCACCCGCCCCUCGCCGUCGCCCUUCACGCCGCCGCGGAGGCGCAAGGUCCCCGCGCCCGCUGCGCCCGCGGGGGCCGCCGCGGCCAGGCAUCUCCUUCGCUGCCUGCACCUCCGCCUGCGCAUCCUCCUCCUCAUCUCGCUCCCCUCCCUCUACUUCCUCUCCCCGACCCCCGCCAUCCUCCCGCGCUCCCUCCUCGCCGACUUCCUUUCCGCUGCGGCCUUCUCCUGCGCGCUCCUCCUUCUCCUCUGCCUCUCCCUGCCGCGGCUUCCCUUCGCGCUGCCGCUGCCGCUCCCCCUCCGCCGCGCGCGCCGAUCCCCCAUCCUUUGGUCCAUCGGUUCCUCGCCGUCCGCAUCCGCGACCACCCCCACCACCGGCCAUUUCGUCCAGGUUUAUAGCAACGGCGACGUCUACGAGGGCCAAUUCCACCGCGGCCGCUGCACUGGCAGCGGCGUCUACUACUACUACAUGAGCGGGAGGUACGAGGGGGAUUGGGUCGACGGCAAGUACGAUGGCUUCGGCGUCGAGACCUGGGCCAGAGGUAGCCGGUACCGGGGCCAGUACCGGCAGGGACUCAGGCAUGGCUACGGCGUGUACAGGUUCUACACUGGGGAUGUGUACGCCGGGGAGUGGUCAAACGGCCAGAGCCAUGGGUAUGGCGUGCACACCUGUGAGGACGGUAGCCGAUAUAUUGGCGAGUUCAAGAGGGGCGUCAAGCAUGGCCUCGGCCACUACCAUUUCAGGAAUGGUGACACCUACGCUGGAGAGUACUUUGCUGAUAGGAUGCACGGCUUUGGAAUCUACAGCUUUGCCAAUGGCCAUAGAUAUGAGGGAGCAUGGCAUGAGGGUAGAAGACAGGGUUUAGGCAUGUAUAGUUUCAGGAAUGGAGAGACGCAAGCUGGGCACUGGCAAAAUGGAGUUCUUGAUACUUUAAGCACCCAGAAUUUUGUCCCUGGAUCACCUAUUGCUGUGAACCAUUCCAAGGUCCUUAACGCAGUGCAGGAAGCGAGAAGAGCCGCAGAGAAGGCCUAUGACAUCCCAAGAGUAGAUGAUAAGGUGAACAGGGCUGUUGCAGCAGCUAAUAAAGCAGCCAAUGCAGCCAGGGUGGCUGCCGUGAAGGCUGCACAAAAGCGCAUCCCCAAUAAUGGUGACGAUCUACCACUGUCAGUAGUGUGACAAUGAAGCCAAUAUAUGUUGGCAUGGAGCUGCUUCGCGAUGCCAUCGCAUCACCAAUUGCCCGACAUAACCUUUGGCUUCCCAGUAAGGGAAGCCACUGCUCGUCCAUCAGGCCAUGGCGGGUUGGCGAUACCUGAGUCAUUGCCGGCAGCAUUCAAGCUUGCGGGAGAAGACCAAGUUUUCAGCCACCCCUUCCAUACAUCUUUGUGGUGUCUUUUGCGAUGCAGCAGAACUACUGCUAGGACUUUCCAUUGUCCAAGGCAACUAUAGUUGAGGUCAGCAGUAGGUUUCUCCUGCCUCUUCUGCAGUGUAAUACUCACCCAAUGUUAGAGAUAUGACGAAUGUACACCCCAACAUCAGGAGACAAAAACCUAUGUUUCUUCUCUCUUCGAGCAUGUACAGAACCUACAAGUUUCGCGGUUGCUGGCCGUGUUGGUUGGAGAAACCACUCGUGCCGCCGGCCAUUUUUGUACUUUGUAGUUUGUACCAGAACGUAUAAAGAUAAUAUCAUGAUCAUGAGAGUGUCUCCUGUUG